UUCUCACUACGCUCAUUUUCACAAUCGCGUCGUGAUAUUAUUUUGAAAGCAUUUUGCUUUCGUCCUUUCGUUUUCCUUGUCGCUCCUUUUACGUUGAUCAUGAGAUCACUGAAAUAUUUGGCGGCGCUUUUGCCGCUGCACUCUUUGGGGGUGUUUGCGAACGGACCGGAAGAGGGAGAUGUUAUCGUUGAGGUCACCACGACGAGAACCAUCACCGUCUGCCCUCUGACCGAGUUCUUCACCUGCGAGGCCGAUACCCUCCCGACCAAGCUACCAUGGGAGGAUUGGACGACGACUCCUGGCAGCGCUGCGACCACCACCACCACAACCGCCGGCGGUGAGGGACCUAGCUCGACAAUUGUCACAUCGUCCGGAUCUUGGGGAUCGUCGACCACCUCUGGGACUUGGUCUUGGUCCACCACUGGCGUCCCCACCGCCAGCACGACCUCUGCACCACACUAUGGAAACAGCAGCUCGACAAGCUACACAUCAGGCGUCACGAGCAGCAGCUCCUCGUCCGCCACUCUGACGACCACCACCUCGUCCGCGUGCCAGAAUGGAACAGCGUCCACGGCCACCGGUCUGCCUGAGCCUCGCUGCAACGGUCCAGAUGACAGAAGCCACUGGUGUGUUGGCAAAUCGGUCGACGAUGACACCCACAAGACCUUCUACACCGGCCAGACCAAGAAAUACACUCUGACCAUUACCGAAGAACAACUCGACUACGAUGGCACUCUCAAGCACUCUUUCGCCAUCAACGGUCAAUCUCCAGGUGAGGCCAUUGUGGCCAACUGGGGUGAUAUGGUUGAAGUCACCGUCGUCAACGGCUUGACCACCAAUGCCACCACCAUCCAUUGGCACGGUAUCCGACAGACUGGCACCAAUGACCAGGACGGUGUGCCUGGUGUCUCCGAGUGCGGCAUUGCUCCUGGCGCCGCUCGCGUCUACAAGUGGCAUGCCAGCACGUACGGCACUGGUUGGUACCACUCCCACGCUCUCUCGCAGUACGGUGCCGGUUGCCGAGGCCCCAUCAUCAUCCACGGCCCUGCCACUGCCAACUACGACCUGGACAUGGGUUCUGUCAUGAUCGAUGAAGCUUUCAACCAGACUAUCUUCCAAAUGGCUUACAACAUUGCCCGUGUCCGAGGAGCGCUGCCGCCGGCGACCAACUACCUGCUCAACGGCAAGAACAAAUCUCCAGACGGAACCAAGGGUGAGAGUGCCCAAUGGACCGUCAAGAAGGGCAAGAAGCAUCUCUUCCGUAUCAUCAACAGUUCUGCUCAAUCCUCCUACAUUGUGCACUUUGAUCACCACAAGAUGAAGGUUGUAUCGGCAGACUUUACUCCGAUCGUUCCCUACGAGACUGACGUUCUCCACAUUCAAAGUGGUCAACGUUACAACGUCAUCGUCGAGAUGGACCAGCCCGAAGGAGCUUACUUCCUACGCGCAGUCACCCAGACAGGUUGUGGUAUCCGAAGCUUGAACGACGGUCUCGGCACUUCCAACGGUGUCUUCACCUACGAAGGAUCCUGCGGUGCUCCAAAGGCUGACAACUUCACCAUCACCGCGACCGACUGUCUGGACGAGCCUCUCGGCAAACUCAUCCCUCACGACUCCAAGAACGCCGGUUCCGUGUCCGAGUUCCAGGACUCCGUCAAGCUCCUCCCCGGUGGCAACGCCGGGUCGCAAGACUUUGGCGAGUACGGCCCCGUCGUCCGAUGGUACCUGGGUGGCUUGAAGGACCUCUCCGAGAACAGCGGUGCUCCGGCGGCCAACAAGGCCAUCAACGUGACCUACAGCGAACCCACCCUCAAGACGCUCGCGACGCUGCCCAACCUGGGGUACAACAGCUCCUACUUUGGCAACUCGGCCGUCCUCGACGGCCCCGCCAACGCUUGGGUCUACUUUGUCAUCCAGAACAACUUCCAGACGUCCCACCCGAUGCACUUGCACGGCCACGACUUUUCCGUGCUGGGCCAAGGCAAGGGGGUCUUCACCUCCGACAUGGUGGGCCAACUCAACUUCCAGAACCCCGUCCGGCGUGACACGACGCUGCUCUUCGGCGCGGGCAGCCCCCAGUCGUUCGUGUCCGGCUGGACCGUGAUCGGCUUCGAGACCGACAACCCGGGUGCCUGGAUCAUGCACUGCCACAUCAUCUGGCACGCCGAUGGCGGCAUGGGUCUCCAGUUCCUCGAGAGGCCCGGCGAGAUCGACGCCAAGGGCUACUACGACGGCGACUUCAAGGACGAGUGUGCCUCUUACGGGACCUACGAGGCCUCCGCCCCCCACAGACACCCCUACGAGUCCGGUCUCAAGGCGAGACACCUCCAGAACCACCGGAUGUCCCACAGGAACGUCGUCCGAAAGCAUUGAAACCCCCCAAACCCCCCGGCAAAAAUAUCGGCCAUUGAGUGGGGUCACCCUUCUUUGACCUUGUCAAUACCCUCGGGAGGUGGUCGUCAAUGGUCCGAACCGAAAUGGAACGCCAGCAGUAAGCAGCAAGAAGGAGCUAUUAUGUAUGCAGUAUAAUUUUGUUCUGGUUCCGGUUACAUUCCCGUGAUGCCUGACCCUUGUGUCAAUCAUUCUUUUGUGUAAAUCUAGCUAAUUCCAAUAUACACACGCGGUCCGUCUCUUUAGUUCGUCCCAAAAUUGUCAAGCUUUCUCGAAUGUUAAUUGGUGUCCUCGUAUCCAUACGAGCACGAAUUGAAAAGUGGAAAUUACGAGUAAGGAGUACAAGCCAGAGAAGCAACUGGACCAGAAUGUGAAGAAAUC
Exophiala oligosperma is the source of this 2772-nucleotide messenger RNA. RefSeq lists its product as uncharacterized. Bases 100 to 2373 code for a protein of 757 amino acids. The record is from RefSeq and is a predicted model, not a curated record. Lineage: Eukaryota; Fungi; Ascomycota; Eurotiomycetes; Chaetothyriales; Herpotrichiellaceae. Gene Ontology annotation, molecular function: copper ion binding; oxidoreductase activity. The transcript is spliced from 4 exons.